AUGGAAAUCAAACGGCUAACAAUCGAGGAAUGUCGUGAAGGAGUGUUCGAUAUCCGACGAAAAGUGUUCAUUGAAGAACAAAACUGUCCGGAACACAUGGAAUGGGAAGAAGAGGAAGAGAGAGAUUCGGUGUAUUUUGUAGCGUUCAGUGGAGACCGCGCUGUCGGAUGUCUUCGUCUCCGGCCCGUUGAACAAGAUUUGCUGAAAAUGGAACGAGUUGCUGUGUUAAAAGAGUUUCGUAGAAGAAGAAUCGCCACCGAUCUCGUUCGCGAAGCGAUGAUUUACGUCCAAACCGAGACACCGAGCUCAUCAAUUUACGCCUACGCCCAGGUGACCGCUCUUCAGGCGUAUGUGUCCUUAGGGUUCACAGUCCUCUCGAAAGUUUGGAUCGAAGACGAAACUUUUAUCCCGCAUCAGACAAUCUUCUGGGGAACGCCCGUGUCGAUUGCAGUGUUUUUGAAGCAUCAAGCUGAAAAAUCCGACGUUGUCUACGAAGAAUACGACGCACGUCAUCCAUCAAUUCUGCCGAAGAUCGAGGCGUACAAGCAGAGACUUGAGAAUCUCGAGACAUGGAACAUUUGCAGUCUACAUAUCCACUUGGAAGAUCGAGUCGUCUCAAAAAUCAUUCGCAAUAAUUUCAUCAAUUUUUGCGCGAAUUCUCAACAAUUUCUCGAUGGAAAUCAUGAUUUAUCAUCGGAUAUUGUGAAACAAUCGAUAAAUCUUCUGAAAAUAGCGGAUGCAAAGUUAAAUACAGGACAUUUCAAUGAAGUAGAUGAGAAUUGGCGGAAAUUGUACGUUCUCGUCAGUUUUGUACAGAGUUUUUUGUUGUUUAGAGGGAAACGAGCGGAUUUUGAGAACGCCAUAAAAAUCGCAGAUAAAGGCUUAUGCAUGGGACGGAUCGAUGAGGAAAUCGUGCCGAUUCGCCAGCUGGCUUGGCUGAUUCAUGAGCAGUUACCAGGGGUUUCUGCCCCGAUUCAUCCGAGUUUUUCGUCUUUUUCCGCUGAAAAAACUCGAAAUUUUCUAUCGCCGCUCCCGAAUUCCGUUCCCAUAUCAGAAUGUGACGAUAGUGAUGACGAUUGUCUGGAACGUGUAAUUUCAGCGAUUAGCCAGGGAACUCCUCUGCUAAUUCGGCAACACUGUAUGCAUAUGCCGGCGGUUCGCAAGUGGAAUAUUGAGUUUUUGCUGAAAGAGCUGCAUUCGAGAACGUUUCCAGUGGAAAUUGGAACGAAAUAUUCGGAUGAAGACUGGUCGCAAAAGUUGAUGACAUUCGGGGAGUUUGUUGAGAAUUCGGAGAGCCAACGUCUCUACCUCGCCCAACACCGCCUAUUCGACCAAGUUCCCCAUCUGAAGCGUGACGUCAUCAUCCCAGACGAAUGCUUCGGAGAAUCCACGAAUCCAGAUGACGUGGAUAUGAAUAUGUGGAUUGGACCGUCGAAUACAGUAUCCCCACUUCACACGGAUCCUCGGAACAACAUGUUUGUACAGGUUAACGGGACGAAACUGUUUCGAAUGGUGUCUCCAGAAGACACGUCAUCUGUCUAUCCGUUCGAUGGAAUUCUGGGGAAUACAAGUCAGGUCGACGUGGAGAAUCCAGACGCCACGGAGUUUCCAGAAUUCUCCAGAAUCCGUCGGAUGUUUGACGGUGUCGUCAACGCCGGCGACGCUCUAUUCAUCCCACAGAAAUGGUGGCAUUACGUUCGCUCCACCACUCCCUCGAUAUCUAUUUCGUUUUGGUUUGAUUAA
This is a messenger RNA of Caenorhabditis remanei, 1743 nucleotides long. RefSeq lists its product as uncharacterized. The transcript has 7 exons. Gene Ontology annotation, cellular component: nucleus. The coding region runs from base 1 to 1743 and encodes 580 amino acids. Gene Ontology annotation, molecular function: acyltransferase activity, transferring groups other than amino-acyl groups; histone H3K36 demethylase activity. Lineage: Eukaryota; Metazoa; Nematoda; Chromadorea; Rhabditida; Rhabditidae. The record is from RefSeq and is a predicted model, not a curated record.